Opisthorchis viverrini is the source of this 1112-nucleotide messenger RNA. RefSeq lists its product as hypothetical. The record is from RefSeq and is a predicted model, not a curated record. Bases 74 to 925 code for a protein of 283 amino acids. Gene Ontology annotation, cellular component: VCP-NPL4-UFD1 AAA ATPase complex. NCBI's taxonomy places the organism in Eukaryota, Metazoa, Platyhelminthes, Trematoda, Opisthorchiida, Opisthorchiidae. Gene Ontology annotation, molecular function: polyubiquitin modification-dependent protein binding. The transcript is spliced from 10 exons.
ACAUUUGUUCCAGUUUCCUCAGUUUGACCAGAAUGCUUCGGAUUCUUUCUCAACAUCUUAUCGAUGUUUCUCAAUGUCCUUCUUUCCUGGGAAACUCCGACAAGGUGUUGAAAACGGUGGCAAAAUAAUCAUGCCUCCAUCUGCCCUCGAGGUUCUCACACGUUUGAAUGUCCAAUAUCCCAUGAUCUUCAAGCUCACCAAUGCGCAAGGGAAUCGUACCACUCAUUGUGGCGUUUUAGAAUUUGUCGCCGAUGAAGGAAACAUAUAUGUCCCCUAUUGGAUGCUGCGCAAUUUGCUUUUGGAAGAGGGUGGACGAGUUUCCGUCUGCAACGCAGCUCUUCGCACUGCCACGUUCGCCCGAUUUCAGCCGCAGAGCGUUGAUUUCUUGGAUAUAUCAAACCCACAGGCAGUGUUGGAGAAUCUUUUACGAGAAUUUGCCUGCCUAACCGUCGGAGAUAUGAUAGCGAUUCGCUAUAAUGAGCGCACCUACGAGCUGAAGGUUUUAGAAACGAAACCGGAAGAAGCCGUGACAAUCAUUGAGUGUGAUAUGAAUGUGGACUUCGCCCCUCCUGUCGGUUAUGAGGAAAACGUUCGCACACAGCAAGCUAAAAACAAAAAGCAGACAAGCAAGUCAGAAGAGAGCGAUCACAUUGUCAUUCCAAAUGUUGUCCAGGGAUUUCAAGCCUUCAGUGGAGCUGGAUAUCGUCUUGAUGGAAAGGGGAAAACGACCGCAAGUCCUGGGCGUGCUUCUACAGAUGCCACUUUGCCCAAACAUGAACGCGGUGUCCCCAACUACGCAUAUCAACCUGGUAGCCUUACCUUCUUUCGAAACACGAAGGCAUGCUCACAGCAGGCACAAGAACCGGUCUCUUUCAAACCGUUCGCGGGCGUUGGUCAUCAGUUGAAGCCCAAAAACAAACCUUAAAACACCCCAACUUCCCUAUCGUUUGAUUUUCUAAAGUUACCCACGUUUUGCUUCAAAUGAUACGACAGACUACCCAUAUUAUUCGCUGUUUUACAGAUAUGGAUAGCUGGGUCGUUUGGAUCCGUUCCAUACAUAGGUUUUGGUCAGCCGACUCACCUCUUCAGGUUGUGCGACCUACCCCCUAGCA